Molecule: messenger RNA, 2078 nt
Organism: Lolium perenne
Lineage: Eukaryota; Viridiplantae; Streptophyta; Magnoliopsida; Poales; Poaceae
Biological process (GO): tRNA methylthiolation
Cellular component (GO): endoplasmic reticulum
Molecular function (GO): tRNA (N(6)-L-threonylcarbamoyladenosine(37)-C(2))-methylthiotransferase activity; 4 iron, 4 sulfur cluster binding
Source: RefSeq, a predicted model, not a curated record
CCGCCGUCCACUGUCCCCGCAGAACCCUACUUGGAACUUGGAACCAAGCCACCGCCCGCAUCGACUGGAGCUACUCCGCCGCCGGGGAUGGAGGACAUCGAGGACGUUUUGGGACCGGCCGGGUUUUCCGACGGCGGAGCGCCUCCCGGGCUCCGCCUCCCCCUUUCCACCGUCGCCGUCAAGCCCAAGCGCAGGUCGUCCAGGCUCACGCAGACGCAGCCCCAGCCCGAUGCCCGGAUCCCAGGCACGCAGACUAUAUAUGUGAAGACAUUUGGGUGCUCACAUAACCAGAGUGACAGUGAAUACAUGUCGGGGCAGCUUUCAGCAUUUGGAUACGCAAUCACUGAAGAGCCUGAAGGAGCUGAUUUGUGGCUAAUUAACACAUGCACUGUGAAAAAUCCAAGUCAAUCUGCCAUGACAACUCUCAUAUCAAAAUGCAAGAGUGCAAACAAGCCACUGGUUGUAGCUGGCUGUGUACCGCAAGGAAGCCGGGAUCUGAAGGAGCUUGAAGGUAUUAGUAUAAUAGGAGUGCAGCAGAUAGAUCGGGUUGUUGAAGUAGUUGAGGAAACCUUAAAAGGGCACGAGGUUCGUCUGUUGAGUCGGAAAACACUGCCAUCUCUUGAUUUACCUAAGGUUCGAAAGAAUAAAUUUAUCGAGAUUCUUCCCAUAAAUGUUGGGUGUUUAGGUGCUUGUACUUACUGCAAGACAAAGCAUGCCCGUGGUCAUCUGGGAAGUUAUACUAUAGACAGCUUGGUAGAUCGUGUGAAAAUUGUUGUCUCGGAAGGUGUUCGGGAGAUAUGGUUAAGCAGUGAAGAUACUGGUGCUUAUGGCAGGGAUAUCGGCACAAAUCUUCCAAAUCUCUUAAAUGCAAUUGUUGCCGAGCUUCCUGCGGACAGAAGUACAAUGCUUCGCAUUGGCAUGACAAAUCCCCCUUUCAUUCUGGAGCAUUUGAAUGAGAUAGCUAGUGUUUUGCGCCAUCCUUGUGUUUAUACUUUCCUUCACGUUCCUGUGCAGUCAGGAAGUGAUGUUGUUUUGAAGGCAAUGAAUCGUGAAUACACUGUCAGUGAGUUCAGGAUGGUUGUUGACACUCUGUGUGAGCUUGUCCCUGGCAUGCAAAUCGCCACAGAUAUUAUUUGUGGCUUCCCUGGCGAGACUGAUGAAGAUUUUGCUCAAACUGUUAGCCUUGUGAAGGAAUAUCAGUUACCUCAAGUUCACAUAUCACAGUUUUACCCCAGACCAGGAACACCUGCUGCUAGGAUGAAGAAAGUGCCUAGCAUUGAAGUGAAGAAACGGAGUCGUGAAUUGACCUCAGUUUUCGAAGCUUUUUCACCAUACGAAGGAUUGAAAGGCAGAGUGGAGAGGAUAUGGAUCACUGAAAUAGCCACUGAUGGUGUUCAUUUGGUUGGACAUACCAAAGGUUAUAUCCAGGUCCUUGUCAUCGCUCCGGAUAGUAUGUUAGGAACAUCAGCAGAUGCGAAGAUCACAUCUGUUGGAAGAUGGUCUGUGUUUGGUGAAGUGAUAGAAGGAUCUGUUGCAGUAAAUGAAGCAUCACUUAAGCAAAAUUGUGCUGAAGUGCGGCAAGAAAACAGCCAAAAUCACGUGGAGGAAGCCACUUGUACUACAAAAACCUGCGAUUCCUGUGCAUGCUCAGGUUCAGAAAGCGCAGCACAGCAAUGUAGCCCUCCAUCUGUUGCACCCACAAAUCGUGCUGAAGCUGCUCGUCAGGAAACACCUCAGCCUACCCUUGUGAGAAGAAAUGUGGAGGGGACAGUAAAAACAAGUGAAAUUGAUACAGCAACACCGACAGCGAAGGAUCAGCAGCCAAAUGUAAUUGCUAGGAGAGCGCUAAACAUUGACAGGAUUCUUUGGGGUGGCUUGGCCGUAAGCUUUGCCACAACGGUGGUCGUACUUGUGCUGCUUACCUACAAGAUUUCUCACACGCCCUCCUAUUAGGCUGGAGCUUGUAACUGUAAUUUCAUCUCCUAUAGAAUUCUCCUAUAGUAUUUUUCGGAGACUCCCGUUUUCUGAAACUUGUGUGUUGAGAACGAGGAACGUGGAUCAUAUUUCUGUUUGAGGCA